CAGUCUGCAAGAGAAAAGGAACAACUAACACAGAAGAUCAUCUACCUUGAAACAGAUAUUAACGGUUAGUUUUAUGUGGUCACGCAUGCAUGAAAAGAAAAGUGCGCGCGGACUAGGAAGCCAUUUUACUAGGAGUUACCGAUCCCCCCCUCCCUCCUGCUUCUCGUUCCGUAAUAGAUAGUUCCGUCUUUUGUGUUUUCCCGGUUAACUUUAUCGCUCAGACCUUGAAUUUGUUCAAACGUUUAUAAUAAGUAACUGCAAUAUUAAUUUGUGUUUUAACAGCUAAAGAGAAGGAGAUUGGCUUUCUUAAGCAAACUCUCUUUGGAAAUGACAAAGAAAUUGCUGAUCUCAAAGAAAAACUGUCCCAGCUAAAACAUACUGUGCAAAGAACUCAAUCUGAUUUUUUCAAGCACAUGGCAUCAAUAGACAAAAAGCUACAGGAGGCAAGAAACAACAUUGCCGAGCUAAAGGGGGGCCUUAAUUUUACUGUCCAGAAGAAUAAAACAGAAGCAGAAGAGUCCCGGAGUAAACCACAAACGGUUAAUGGUGAGUAUGUAAAGUGGGAUGGCGUUGUAUCAACUGAGUGGUGA
Pocillopora meandrina is the source of this 590-nucleotide messenger RNA. The record is from the annotation of a GenBank genome assembly. NCBI's taxonomy places the organism in Eukaryota, Metazoa, Cnidaria, Anthozoa, Scleractinia, Pocilloporidae.